This is a messenger RNA of Dalotia coriaria, 6721 nucleotides long. Its product is annotated as HEAT repeat-containing protein 5B. Gene Ontology annotation, cellular component: Golgi apparatus; membrane; endocytic vesicle. Gene Ontology annotation, biological process: retrograde transport, endosome to Golgi; endocytosis; intracellular protein localization. Lineage: Eukaryota; Metazoa; Arthropoda; Insecta; Coleoptera; Staphylinidae. The transcript has 12 exons. Bases 296 to 6487 code for a protein of 2063 amino acids. The record is from RefSeq and is a predicted model, not a curated record.
AUGUACAUGUUCCCAGCUGCGCCACUGGAGCGCGUGUGGCGUGUGGCAUUAGCUCGUCAGUUGUUUUUCGCAUCAUUACAACCGGGAGCAAAAUAAAAGGAUUAAUUAAAGUGUUUCUGCAAUUUGCGGAUGUACACGUGUCGUAUAACUUCCGACGUGCGUACAACCCACGCAGUUUGGUGAUUCAACGAAGUCGCAUUUACAAAUUAACCGCAUCCAAUAGGUUAGUGCAAUAUAUAUUCUGAUGGGAAAGUACUAGCCAAUAAAUGAGGAAGGCUUAUUCCAAGACAGCAUAAUGGAGUUGUCACAUAGUUUAACUUUAAAUGAAGAGGCUCUGGCACAGCUGCCAGCUGCAAAGAAACCACUGUUUGUCUUUGAGUGGUUGAGAUUCCUGGAUAAGGUAUUAGUUGCUGCCCAAAAGAGUGAUAUAAAAGAAUGUCAGAAGAAACUAGUGGAGCAGUUGAUGGCUCACAUUCAGGAGGCACCAGGACCACCAACCAGAAGAUUAAUUGCCAGAUGUUUGGCUACACUAUUUUCUGUUGGUGAUACUUUUUUGCUUUUUGAUACGGUAAAUAAGUGCAAUGAUAUCUUGAAGAAUAAGGAUGAUUCACCAAGUUUUCUACCUACCAGACUAGGUGCUAUUUGUUGUGUGGGGACCAUGUAUGAAAAACUGGGUAGAAUGAUGGGUCGCUCCUACGAAGAAACCGUGCAUAUCCUUAUCAGAUCUCUUCGCAGCGCAGAAUCCCAAACCCGUAUUGAAAUCAUGCUUACUUUAGAAAAAGUUUGCGCCGGAAUGGGUUCUGCAAUCAGCAAUGUCCACAAAGACAUUUAUAAAGCCGCAAGGCAUUGUCUUGUGGAUCGUGCAAUGGCGGUAAGAUGCGCAGCAACCCGCUGCCUCCUAGAGAUGCUAAACCACGCUCAGUUCAUGUACACCAGUGAACUGGAGAGUUUAGCUACAUUGUGCUUUCGAGCUUUUGAUGGCUCCAACUACGAAGUACGGUGUACUGUUGCUAAGUUGUUGGGGGCCCUAAUGGCAAUGACACAACAGGGUCAACAACUGCCUCAGAUGCAGCAGUUGCAAGCGGCGCAAGCAAAAGCCGCCUCGGGGGCGAAGGGAACUAAGACUGUGUCCCUGGAAGAGGCUCUGGGUAUUUUAAUGUCGGGAUUCCUGCGUGGGGGAGUUGGGUUUCUUAAGGGGACAGGGGAGAUUAUCAAAGGAAGCAGUGGCGUGAAUAGAGAAGUGCGAGUGGGGGUGACUCAUGCGUAUGUAAUUUUUGUGCAAAUAUUGGGACCCGUCUGGCUCGAACGCAACAUGAAAGCUUUUCUGGGCCAUGUUCUCUACUUGGUAGCCAAUACCAAAGUGGCAAAUUCUCAUGUGGACGCUGUCUACUCACGGAAAUGUAUAAACUUUAUCUUGCGCAGCGUUUUGGGUAAAAUGUUGGGCGAAAAAGCGCAAGCAUCCGCAUCCAAAGAGAUUGCACAAAUAAUUGUGAAAGAAAUGAAUUCGAUAGAUUUCAAUCCUGAAAAUGCUAAAGAUCUCAACCAGGAAACCCUCUUCAGUCAGCAUUUACUGGUCUGCUCUCUACAGGAAAUCGGAAGUUUGGUACACGGACUUGGAACAACCGCAUAUGACUUAGUAUCAGACCAAUCAUUAAAUUUAAUCGAGGCAACUGUUUCGGUUUUAAUACACCCGUGUCAAGCUGCACGGCUUGCAGCCGCGUGGUGUUUGCGUUGUAUUUGUGUAGCAGUUCCCAGUCAAAUCACGCCAUUAAUUGACCGAUGUGUUAAUGGAAUUGAAGAACGCAGGACAUCCCCGGAAGCCAUUUCUGGUUACAGUGGAGCCCUUGCCGCGGUUUUAGGUGGUGUGCGUUUGUCACCAUUGGGUGUACCGCAUACGAAAGGAAAGAUUAUUUUCAACACAGCAGAGGAACUUUUGCGCAGCGCCAGUCAAAACAGUCGGUUGUCUCUGCAUAGGACCCAGGCUGGUUGGGUACUAAUUGGAGCAAUUAUGACUUUGGGGGUACCAGUUGUGCGUGGAUUACUGCCUCGCAUGUUGUUGCUCUGGAGGAAUUCAUUCCCAAGAUCUUCCAAAGAGUUAGAUUCGGAGAAAGCACGUGGCGAUGCGUUUACCUGGCAGGUAACUCUCGAAGGACGAGCAGGAGCCUUAUCAGCGAUGCAUAGCUUUCUACAGAAUUGUCCUGAGUUAGUAAAUGAUGACAUCAUCAGGCGAUUGCUAACUCCGAUUGAAUCUGCAUUAGCAAUGUUAACAAAUAUUUCAAAUGUGAUGAAAAAUUAUGGCCAGCAAUUAAAAGCACCUGGGGCGAUGGUUCGUCUGCGAUUGUACGAAACACUUCUGCUACUUCCCGCGCAUUCCUUUGAAGGAUCGUACACUCACCUACUAAGGAUGUUGGUUGCAGAGUUUACACUUACAGAAAAUCCAGCAAAUACCACAACGUCGCAAUUGCGGACGGUGUGCCACGCGGACGAUUCGGUUAUCCUGGGGACUUGGUUGCAAGAAACAGAUCAUCGAACAAUUGAAGAUCAAAUGGAACCCAAUCGAAAGGCUGAUAGUGAACACUUGCAGCCAAACAGUGCUGCUGGUUCAGGCGCAUUGGAGCACGAUAUCUGUUCCUUGUACCGCCAGUUAGCCGCAUGGGAAGCGGUCCCUGGCCCUCUUCCACUUGGCGUGGCCGUCAUCGAUAUGUCGGUGUUACUCUUCGGUCAGAUAUUCCCACGCGUCGCUAACAAACACCGCCUGCAAAUGUUGGAACAUUUUACCGAUUGUAUCAAGCAUGCGAAGAGUAUUAGGCAGGAAGCAAUUCAAACGAAUGUCUUCACUGCGUUACUCAGCGGCCUGAAAGGCUUGACUGAAGCGAAAAUGUCCUUUGGGCAAGAAGACGUCAAGAAAGCCGCGACAAAUCUUAUAAUUGGAGCGCUAACAUCUCCAAAUCCAAUUUUACGUUGCGCUACGGGUGAAGCUGUUGGACGAAUGGCACAGGUGGUGUCUGAUUCACGAUUUACCGCGGAACUAGCACAAACUAGUUUCGAUCGCUUGAAGAGUGCUAGAGACGUGCCUAGUAGAACAGGACAUUCGUUAGCGUUGGGUUGUUUGCAUCGAUACGUCGGAGGAAUUUGUAGUUCGCAACAUUUAAAUACCAGUGUUUCGAUUCUAUUGGCCCUAGCGCAGGAUCAAACGUCUCCAGUAGUACAGGUAUGGUCGCUACAUGCGCUAGCACUGAUUGCAGAUUCUGGUGGACCGAUGUUCCGUGGCUAUGUGGAGCCAACUCUUUCACUGGGUUUGAAACUUUUAUUAAACGUUCCACAAUCAUAUGUUGACGUUCAUCAAUGCAUCGGCAAGGUUCUCUCCGCGUUGAUUACCACAAUUGGGCCUGAAUUACAAGCGAAUACCAAUAGCAUCAGUAUGAUGCGUUCGUCUUUCCUGUGUGCAUGCGCCAUUAUGCAGGAUCAUCAUGAUCCGUUGGUUCAAGCGGAGGCGAUCGCAUGUUUACAACAGUUGCAUUUAUUUACACCGAGGCAUGUCAAUCUAUCAUCAAUGGUUCCAACUUUAUGUAGGACCUUGCUUAGUAACCAUUUAUUACUACGGAAAGCGGCAAUUUCAUGUUUGAGGCAAUUGGCACAACGAGAAGCAAAGGAAGUGUGCGAGCAUGCUUUGACUACUGCGGCUGAAAAUAAAGACAGCGAAUUUGGCAAUGGUGCUUCUGGUACAAUGUGUCUAAAUAUUGGAGGUAGUGGUAUUGUCAUCACCGAAACAGGUCUCCCUGGCGCUUUGUUUAGCAUGUUGGACACUGAAUCGGAUCUAGGACUGAUCAAAAAUAUCCAUGAUACGCUAACGAGCAUGUUACAAAUGAUGGCUUGUGAUAAUCUAUCCCAAUGGUUGAGUCUUUGCAAAGAUGUGCUUACAAUAGCAACCGAUUCCAAUGAUGAGGCCACAUUGGCCAGUACCAAUGAAGUAGGCGAUGUAGACGGGGAUGAUGAUGAACCCGACGAUGACCAAAUGGAGUUUCACGCUGAAGAUUCCGCUGGGACCCAUCCACUGGUACAACCCCGAUGGCCCACGAGGGUUUUUGCUGCGGAAUGUGUUCGUAAGAUAAUUGCCACUUGUGAGAACAACGUUACGGCACAUUUUGACCUUUCUCAAGCCAAAGAGAUGCAGAGCAAUGAUUUCUUAGUUCUUCAUCUAUCUGAUCUCAUUCGAAUGGCUUUCAUGGCUGCCACAAGCGAUUCGGAUGCUUUACGUUUAGAAGGACUGAAAACCCUUCAAGAUGUGAUUGAUAAAUUUGCUAAGGUGCCAGAACCAGAAUUUCCCGGGCAUCUCUUAUUAGAACAGUUUCAAGCACAAGUGGGUGCUGCAUUACGGCCCGCUUUUUCUGCAGAAACCCCUUCACAUGUUACGGCUGCCGCGUGUGAUGUCUGUUCAACGUGGAUAGGAUCAGGAGUUGCACGGAAUCUCAACGAUUUGAGACGAGUACAUCAAUUACUCGUUUCUUCUCUUGGAAAGUUGCAGAUAAAAACGAACACAACUCAGUUAUACAACGAAAGUCUAGCGACGUUAGAAAAACUUGCCAUUUUGAAAGCCUGGGCUGAGAUCUACAUUGUGGCAAUGCAGGAAACUUCCUCUACAUUCCUAGCAGAACCUACCAAUACACCGGAGACUGAUGAUUUUGGCGACUUUGAAUAUAAGGGUGAAAGUCUCUUAACACUGGUACAACCAGAAUUGGUUAGUUUAGCAGCGCAUUGGUUAGCUGCGCUUAAGGACCACGCAUUGUUAUCAUUGCCGGCUGAAUUUGCUAGUCAGUUGCCACAUGAUGGCGGCGCAUUUUAUACAAACGACACAAUGGAAUCGUCAAGAUGUCAUUACGGUGCUUCCUGGCCGCCCAUUUUGCACGCGGCUGCAUUGUGGUUGAACGCUGGUGGAUAUGAGAGUGUUCAUGAUGAAUCAAAGAACAAUAAUUCAGUGGACAAUUCCGGGGGUGCAAAUAAAAUAAGUGACAAGUUUCAUUUAUUGUUUGGUAUCUGCAUGGAAGCUUUAUGCAGUCCUCGGUCAACUGAACCGCUUACGAGUAUAGUGACUUGUCUUCGAGCGCUGAGGACUUUAUUGGACUCAAAAUGGGCUAGGGCUUCCCUAAUGGUGGAUAGGACACUUGCUAUAGAAUUGUGCAAUGUCUUACAUCGGCUGUUACUAACUCGUGAUGAUCCCAGCGCGCAAUUGUUGUGUAUGGAGGUGUUAAAACGGGUAAUCACUGCAGCUGAAGAAGCUUCCAGUGACGAUGUUCUUCUGGGCGAAGGUGGGGAACAAGGCGAAAUUAUUCCAGGACAAUCUUUGUCAUAUGCUCUCAUGGAGGUGUGCUUUUGUCUACUGGUACGACAAUUACCAGCGUUAAGUCCUGCUCCAAACUCAACCAUGUUGUCAGCGUCUUCCCAUCGAUCUGUCUAUAAUCACAAUAUGCAGCAGAAGGAAAGGGACUCUGAGAAUUUGAUUGCUGCAUCUUUGGCUUGCUUGGAAGGCCUGCACAAAUUGUGCUCACCAAAGGGAGCUGUUGCCAUUUUACCUACAAUUCUGUAUUUGACUACUGGUGUGAUUAAGGAAUUAUCUACGAAAAAUAUCAACGAUUCCACCAUUCUCGCGAAUAAUAAAGCGGUUCAAGCGGCUCUACAUUGCAUGAAGGCUAUCACUACGGAUGCGUAUUGUAACGAUGAACGAAGUUCUGAUGAAUGGCAUAAAUUGCUACAGAGCUCCCUAGCGAAGAUUAUCGAUUUAACUAAGACUGGCAGCGAGGAUACAAAACUGGAUGAAGUUACCACCAUGUUGGCGAUUGCUGUAUUCGUUCUGCAUGCGCCAUCAAAAGUGGUCUCAGCGCCUAAUUUGUUAUAUCCCUGCAUUAAUCACUUUAGACAGUGUCUUCAGAGCUCUAAUACUACGAUUCGAUUUAAAUGUAUUCAAACCUUGAAGUCGAUCUUCGUGCAUAGUGAGCGAUUGGUUUCAACUCCCUACAUUCACGCGUUGGCUCCUAGAUUGGUGGAGUUUUUAUAUACAGACGGAGCGAGGAAUUGUAUGUCGGAUGGUGAGCUUGCUAUCACACUGGAGACCAUCGUCACCGUAGAGACACUGAUUGGUUUGGCUGAGCCCCCCAGUCGAGAUUUGAUGCAAGGAAUACAAAUGUUGACUCUCAUCGUGCCCAUUUUGAUCAGUUACCUGCUAGAUGGGCAGGUCCUUCGGUCAUCCGGAAAGUACUCCUUAAAGUUGCAUGAAUCCAGUUUGCAGUGGUUGAUGAAGAUUGGACCGAAAUAUCCACAGGAGUUUAAAAAAUUGAUGAGUCAAUCGCCGAAUCUUCGCACACGAUUGGAAGCCGCUGUGCGAUCGAGUCAGAGCGUGCAGCAGAAAACACGAACAGAAGCCAGCAUCAAACCGCAGGCGGCACAAGCACCGUCUAUAAAACUGAAGACAGACUUUAGCAAUUUUUCUUAAGUGAUUUAUUUCCAUCUAGUUCCACGCUAGUUCCCUUUUUACUUCAGAGCCUUAGACUUGGGCUUUACGGCCCACUAUCUAAUAUAUCUAGACAAUUGUCAAUUUUAUAGAGAAGUAUUUUAAUUUAAUUUAAUUUUAAAAAUGUGAAGAGAAAAUCAUGUAUUACUGGAAACCCCAAUUACUUGUAGUUUCCUUGUCGUAUCUACAACUAUAUACAGCAUUUUGAAUGUCAAA